CCUCAUCUCGUCCCUCCCCCACAGAGCGAGAGUCUCCCUGGUUGUGUUGUAGGCGCGCGCGUUAUAAAGCGGAAAGCCCCGCCGUUCCCUUCAGAUCGUAGCGCUCCGACAGCUGCGCGCGUCAGCUAUCAGACAAUCAGGACCUGAACCCUCUCACAGCUAUGACCCCGCUCCUCUCUCUACCUGGAUUAACUCUCAAGUAACCGCUGUUUGUCGCCCCCGCCCCUUCUAACACCACCCUCACCCGCAGCAGCAGCAGCAGCAGCCUCUUCACCGGCUUCUCUGUCCUGUCCCCCCCCCCCCCUCCCCAGUCUCCAACUCUCUGCUUUGUUCUGCGGUCAUGGGGUGCGUCGUGUCCUUUUUGCCUUGGCUGCUGAGGGGCUUGGCCGUGCUGUGAGGCGGAUACCAGGUGGAUUUAUGGUCCGCAAAGCCGCAACUACCAGCCGAGGGAAAUAAGUGGAAGUUUGAGCUCCGGGAGGAUGCAGGUGACGAGUUGGUGCGCCGUGUUCCUCCUGACGCCUGCACUUUGCCUGGUCACAAGUGCCCACGCCUCAAAGUCAGACAUUGUGAAGUCUGGGAGCCCCAAAUCCACACUAAAGCAUAUAUGGACAGAAAGCAGUAAGGAUAUGUCCAUCAGUAGGCUGCUGUCACAGACUCUGCAUGGCAAAGAGAACAGCACAGCCUUGGACCUUCGCUAUGAUACUCCAGAACCCUACUCUGAGCAGGACCUGUGGGACUGGCUGAGGAACUCCACAGACCUACAGGACUCGCGGCCGCGGGCUAAACGGCGGCCCAUGGUCAAAACGGGGAAGUUUAAGAAGAUGUUCGGCUGGGGGGACUUCCACUCCAACAUAAAGACGGUCAAACUCAACCUGCUGAUCACUGGUAAGAUCGUAGAUCACGGCAAUGGCACCUUCAGUGUCUACUUCCGCCACAACUCCACAGGCCAGGGUAACGUGUCUGUCAGCUUGGUCCCUCCCACCAAGAUAGUGGAGUUUGACGUGGCAGCGCAGCAGUCAGUCAUCGAUGCCAAGGAUUCAAAGUCCUUCAACUGCCGCAUAGAGUAUGAGAAGGUGGAGAAGGGUGCCAAGAACACGCUCUGCAACUUCGACCCGUCCAAGACCUGCUACCAGGAGCAGACCCAGAGCCACGUCUCCUGGCUCUGCUCCAAACCUUUCAAAGUCAUCUGCAUCUUCAUUUCCUUCUACAGCACCGACUACAAACUGGUGCAGAAAGUGUGCCCGGACUACAACUACCACAGUGACACUCCCUACUUCCCCUCCGGCUGACGUUCCCAUACGUUCACAUGCAGCAUAGUGGACGAGUGGAGCACAGACUGGGGCUUCUACCUAACCCAGAGAAAUGUGUAUGUUAGCCGUUCUGUCCCUAAACAUGUCCAUAUCAGAGUGUCAGCCAUCCCAACUAAUUUCCCAAUUUAAUGUUCUGAAUUUCACAGCGACAGCUUUUAACUGUUAAAGAAUGCGGAAAAGAAGACUGUAAAAUGCUUAAAAUUACCUGAGAAACUCUGUGAUUACUAGGAUUAUUAUCGGUUAGAUUUGUUUUCCUGAAUUAUGUUUUAUCCCUGUGUAACCAUGUGUAGAUAGCAGGGGAUUAUUGGUCAUUUUAUUGGGGUUGUUAUCACUAUUUAAACUCUACCCUUUGUUGUUUGCUUUAAUGUUUAGUUCACACUCCUUGUCAAACUAGAUGUUAAUAACUUUGUUUUGCUAUUUCAGUAUAUUCCUAAUACAAUGCAUUGACUCUCUGGAUACCAACAUAUGGACUGUUUGCCCCUGCUGUGCUAUUUACGCUCUGCAGUUUAUCCUGCAUAACUGGAAAACAAAAUUAACUCCUCAUUUAAAAAGAAUUUUAAAAAAAACGAAAUCCUCUGAUGUUUUUACAAAACUUGCAAGGCAGCUGAAGAUGCAGUGAUGAUUCUAAUGUGAGUUUAAUGCUUUUAGAGAUGUGAGGUGGUCUUACCUGUGUAGGGGUGAGCUGGGACUGAGCAGACUUCUCCCUCAGGCGAGUUUCAGCAUUAAUGCGCUCUGAUACUGUAACACUGUCAAUCCUCAGCUGUCAUCAGAGUGCUCCUGCUAGUACAGCCAGAUGUUGAGUUCGUUGGGUGAUUGGUUCAUUCUUGGCUGAUUGAAUGUCUGAUUACUUGACUGAUCUAUCAGUGGGUUGUUUGAGGGGGAGGGGGCUUGCUCAUUGUCACUUAAUAUAUCAAAUGUAAUGUAUUGAAUUCUAUAUCUUAGAACCUAAUUUGUGUGAAUGGUUUGUAUUGUACAUAGUUUAUCCCAAUUGCGCUGCUUCUGUAUAUGCCCCCCAUGAGCUGUGUUUACCCCCCUUCCCGCUCUUGUUCACUCCAUUUAUGCUCGUUCUUGGUUCCUCUAACAAAGAAAAUGAUGUUGCUGCCCUAGAUGUGAAUUUCAUGAAAACAGCAAUCCUGUACAGAAGCUGUAAAACUGACUAAAUAUAUUAAAAGUAUUCAUUGAGUUUUUCU
Thunnus maccoyii (southern bluefin tuna) is the source of this 2500-nucleotide messenger RNA. It is a transcript of the gene nxph1, whose product is annotated as neurexophilin 1. NCBI's taxonomy places the organism in Eukaryota, Metazoa, Chordata, Actinopteri, Scombriformes, Scombridae. Bases 480 to 1289 code for a protein of 269 amino acids. The transcript is spliced from 2 exons. The record is from RefSeq and is a predicted model, not a curated record. Gene Ontology annotation, molecular function: signaling receptor binding.